Seminavis robusta is the source of this 957-nucleotide messenger RNA. Lineage: Eukaryota; Bacillariophyta; Bacillariophyceae; Naviculales; Naviculaceae. The record is from the annotation of a GenBank genome assembly.
AUGUUGAACGCCCUUCUAACCUUUCUGUUGUUUGCCGUGGCCCUUCGUGGGGCUGCAGCGAGGCGUCUCGGUGCCAAUGAGGACCCUCGCGAAGCCAUAGCGAGCAUAGCGAACGGGGAUGAUGCUCUGCCAGGAGAGUUCCCUUUCUUUGCCUUAAUCUGCACGGACAGGAGUGACCCAGGUUCCUGUGGUUGUGGAGGAUCCUUGAUUGCACCCAACCGAGAUUGGGACGGGCGUGUCGGAAGAGGCAAUGACGUAGCGGUUCUACACUUGGACUCCAAUUUGUUGACUCCGGCGUUGGCUUCUCUCAACAUGGACACUGGCAUUGCACUCUCCGCUGUACGAGCGAUUGGCUUUGGUAGGACUGAAGCUGGACGACUCUCAAACACACUACAAAAAGCUGACCUUGACGUAACGACGGAUUGCCAGGCUCCACCCGAUGUCUUUUGCGCCAGAGUUGAUGCUGGUAUUGCCACGUGCCACGUGCGGCGGAGGCAAGCUUCUGUGAGGAAACAUCACGUUUCAGUGCACCCCAUCAGCAACGAGCCUUCGGAAACUCAUCUGGUUGCUCCCUUGACUUCAGACUCUGGUGGUCCGCAUCUCUCGACCGAUGACACGUCAUUGCAAGUUGGCAUAACCUCAUAUGGCUUCGGCAAGUGCCCAGAUGACCCCAACAGGCGCAGUGGUCAAGUGAAUGUUGCAUUCCACCACGCCUAUAUCCAAGGUGAAAUUGCAACCAACCCUGGAGUGUGCACGACAAGAGUGAUACAGCCAAGCAGCACUCCAUCCAGUAAUCCAAGCUCUUCACCCAGUGUGCUGAGUUCCUCGCCAUCUCUCGCUCCCAGCCAUGGACCAUGUGAGAGUCCCAAAGAACCCAGUUCAUCUCCGAGUGUUAGUGUCGCCAUCUCUUCUUCCCAGCCAAGAACCCAGCGUCCGCCCAAGCAAUUCACCAAUUGA